Messenger RNA from Trichosporon asahii var. asahii CBS 2479, 750 nucleotides. RefSeq lists its product as uncharacterized. The transcript has a single exon. Gene Ontology annotation, cellular component: plasma membrane. Lineage: Eukaryota; Fungi; Basidiomycota; Tremellomycetes; Trichosporonales; Trichosporonaceae. The coding region runs from base 1 to 750 and encodes 249 amino acids. Gene Ontology annotation, molecular function: acetate transmembrane transporter activity. The record is from RefSeq and is a predicted model, not a curated record.
AUGUCGACCCCCAACGUCUCCUCCCCCGACUUCGCUCAGGAGAAGGUCCAGCAGCAGGGCUCUCAGCAGGAUGUUGUCUACAACUCCGGCGCUGCCAUGAGCCGCUUCAUCACCCCCGGUGGACACCCCGCGGACAACUCGCAGCCCGCUCUCCCGGUGUUCCACCGUAAGUUCGCCAACCCUGCCCCUCUCGGUCUCAUGGGCUUCGGUGGAACGACCCUCCUCCUCUCGCUUUACAACCUCGGUGCUCGUGGCGUCGAGAAGCCCAACGUCCUCGUCGGUGUCGCCCUCAUGUACGGCGGCGUGUGCCAGAUCAUCUGUGGCUGCAUGGAGUGGGCUUGCGGUAACACUUUCGGUACUUGUGCUUUCACCGGCUACGGCGCUUUCUGGGUCUCUUUCGCUUGCAUCAACAUCCCCUGGUUCGGCGUCGCCAAGGCUUACGAGAAGAACCCCAACGAGAUGGCUCAGGCAGUCGGACUCUACCUCGUCAUGUGGGGUAUCGUAACCUGCUUCCUCCUCACUGCUCUUCUUCGUUCUUCGGUCGCCCUCUGCUUCACCUUCUUCGUCGUCGCCUGUGCCUUCUUCUGUCUCGCGGCAGGUGAUCUCUGCGCAUCGCACGCCGCCAAGCUCGCCGGUGGUGGCUUCGGAAUCGCUGGUGGUCUCGGAGCCAUGUACGUCGCCCUCGCUGGUCUCCUCGACGGCAACACCUCGUACUUCACCCUCCCCAUCGGCAACCUCGCCCCCGCCUAA